This is a messenger RNA of Metarhizium album ARSEF 1941, 747 nucleotides long. Its product is annotated as Protein phosphatase 2C-like protein. Lineage: Eukaryota; Fungi; Ascomycota; Sordariomycetes; Hypocreales; Clavicipitaceae. The transcript is spliced from 2 exons. The record is from RefSeq and is a predicted model, not a curated record. Bases 1 to 747 code for a protein of 248 amino acids.
AUGGAUUGCCAUAGACUCUGGUCGCGAUUAAUCUUGCACUUUUGGGUAUCAGCCGUUGAAGAAGAUACCCUUCGAUCCUUGUCCGCCAACGCACCACACACUCCCGAUCCGAAAGCCAAGCUCCAGAAGGCCUAUGAGCAGACGCUCGAUGCGACGGUCGCCCACGACUGGCAGGGAACAACCACUGCGUGCGGCGCACAGCUGCACUACCGAGCCCCGGGCGGCGACUCGUCUGGCGGUCCAUUACCACUGCUGCUGGUCACCAAUCUCGGGGACUGCCAAGUAAUGGUCCUCCGCCCGCGGAACAGGGAAGUCAUCUUCAAGACCAAGGAACAGUGGCAUUGGUUCGACUGCCCGAGGCAGCUUGGCACCAACAGCCCCGAUACGCCAAGGAACAAUGCUGUCGUGGAUACUGUAGACUUGGAAGUUGGGGACGUGGUACUGGCGAUGAGCGACGGCGUCAUUGACAAUUUGUGGGAGCACGAAAUCGUUGACUCGGUUGCAAAGAGCAUCCAAAGCUGGGAGUCAGGAAAAGGGGGAGGUUCGAAUCAAGACAGAAAAGGCGGUCGCAAUGGCGGGAUGAGGGUGGCAGCAGAUGAGCUCGUCGCCGCAGCCAGAGUCAUUGCCAUGGAUCCAUUUGCAGAGAGUCCAUUUAUGGAGCAAGCCAUUGAAGAAGGCUUGGCCAGUGAAGGAGGAAAGCUAGAUGAUAUCAGCGUGGUUGCUGCCCUGUGCGUCGAAAACAAGUGA